AUUCCUGAUCCAGAAGAAUGCUUUAGUUAUGUAAUGGUUUAUCCUGAUAAAGUUUUUGAUUUAUUUGGUUUUAAACUCACUAUAAGAAAGGCUGAUCAAAUGGAAUUCGUGGAUAUUGCAAAAGAAUUAAAUAGAAAAUUGGAUCUAUCCUAUUACUUCGAAAAUACUAUUAAUAGACUUUGUGCCCGAUUUAUUAUAUAUGAUAAAAAAUAUGAACCACUAUUUAAUGACAAAAUCAUGAAAAUUACUGAUUCAGAUGAGAAAUAUAAACAGAUUGAUACAUAUGCUCAAAACAAGGCCAAGAA
Messenger RNA from Dentiscutata heterogama, 305 nucleotides. NCBI's taxonomy places the organism in Eukaryota, Fungi, Glomeromycota, Glomeromycetes, Diversisporales, Gigasporaceae. The record is from the annotation of a GenBank genome assembly.